UAUUUUUAACAUCAUAGCAAUAAUUAAAAAUCUAUCCUCUUUAACUACAAUUAAUAUAUAAUGUAUUUUCCGGAAGCCUUCCGGAAGGGGGCGUAAUUAAACUUAAAUAAAUUUGAAUUUAUUUUAAAACUUUUCUGCUUCUUCCAACUUUAAUAAGCACCAUUCUUUUAACAUCAAAGAACAUAGUUUAGUUUUAUGGCCUCAUCAAAAGAACAAAGGGGAGGGGAACAAUGGGUGGCACCUAAUACCCAACAGGAUGUACCACAAUCAGCAGAUUAUGAAAGUUUAGGAACUUUCUUUGGUUAUGCACUAGUAGUUUUGUCAUGGUUUUUAAUUAUCAUUACUUUCCCCUUCUCUAUGUGUGUGUGUCUAAAAGUUAUUAAAGAAUAUGAGAGGGUAGUAAUCUUCCGAAUUGGUAGACUUAUUUUUGGUGGAGCUCGUGGUCCUGGAAUGAUAUUUGUGAUUCCUUGUAUUGACACUUAUCGCAAAAUUGACCUCAGGGUGGUAUCAUAUGCUGUACCUCCUCAAGAAAUUCUCUCAAAAGAUUCUGUGACUGUUAGUGUUGAUGCUGUUGUUUAUUUUAGAACUUCUGAUCCUAUUGCUAGUGUAAACAAUGUUGACGAUGCAAUAUAUUCAACAAAAUUACUAGCCCAAACAACCUUAAGAAAUGCUUUGGGUAUGAAAACAUUAACAGAAAUGUUGACAGAACGUGAAGCUAUUGCACAACUUUGUGAAACGAUUUUAGACGAAGGGACUGAACAUUGGGGUGUUAAAGUAGAACGUGUUGAGGUUAAAGAUAUUCGUUUACCUCAACAAUUAACUAGAGCGAUGGCUGCGGAAGCAGAAGCUGCGAGAGAGGCAAGAGCCAAAGUGGUUGCUGCUGAGGGAGAACAGAAAGCGUCAAGAGCAUUAAAAGAAGCAGCCGAUGUAAUUCAAGCAAAUCCAGUAGCUUUACAAUUACGUCAUUUACAAGCAUUGAGUAGUAUUGCAGCAGAGCAUAAUUCAACAAUUGUCUUUCCAGUACCUGUAGAAAUGUUUGGUAAAAUAAAAAUUAAUUUUAAGGGGCAUUUAUGA
Meloidogyne enterolobii is the source of this 1074-nucleotide messenger RNA. The record is from the annotation of a GenBank genome assembly. NCBI's taxonomy places the organism in Eukaryota, Metazoa, Nematoda, Chromadorea, Rhabditida, Meloidogynidae.